CCGCACUGAGGCUGGCUGGCUCACUCGGACAGGUGGGUGGGGAAAUCAGAUUUGCCAUGGAGAAGAUCUCCGUGUCAGCAUUCUUGCUCCUUGUCGCCCUCUCUUACACCCUGGCCAAAGACAUCACAGCAAAAUCAGGGGCUAAGAAAGACACCAAGGACUCUGGACCCAAACUGCCCCAGACCCUCUCCAGAGGUUGGGGUGAUCAACUCAUCUGGACUCAGACCUACGAAGAAGCUUUAUACAAAUCCAAGACAAGCAACAAGCCCUUAAUGAUUAUUCAUCACUUGGAUGAAUGCCCACACAGUCAAGCUUUAAAGAAAGUGUUUGCUGAAAAUAAAGAAAUCCAGAAAUUGGCAGAGCAGUUUGUCCUCCUCAACCUAGUUUAUGAAACAACUGACAAACACCUUUCUCCUGAUGGCCAAUAUGUCCCCAGGAUCAUGUUUGUUGACCCAUCCCUGACAGUUAGAGCUGACAUCACUGGAAGAUACUCGAAUCGUCUCUAUGCUUAUGAACCUUCAGAUGUAGCUCUACUGCUCGACAACAUGAAGAAAGCUCUCAAGUUGCUGAAGACUGAAUUGUAGAGAAAAAACAUCUGCAAGCUUUUCCCUCUGUAUCCGGCCCUGAGACUUAGAACCAGAGGAGAUCCUAGAAGACACUGGAGAAUGCAGGCACACUGAUGGACAUGCUGAUUAGAUUAUGGUUAUUGUUACAACAGCUAUUUUUUAAAAAAUCUGGUUUCAAGUAUACAUGUAUGAAAACAAUAUUGCAUACUACCAGAGUAAGCCAUGCUUCUU
Messenger RNA from Callorhinus ursinus (northern fur seal), 797 nucleotides. RefSeq names its product anterior gradient 2, protein disulphide isomerase family member (gene AGR2). Gene Ontology annotation, molecular function: dystroglycan binding. Gene Ontology annotation, cellular component: endoplasmic reticulum. NCBI's taxonomy places the organism in Eukaryota, Metazoa, Chordata, Mammalia, Carnivora, Otariidae. The record is from RefSeq and is a predicted model, not a curated record.